Messenger RNA from Aedes albopictus (Asian tiger mosquito), 2952 nucleotides. RefSeq lists its product as uncharacterized. The record is from RefSeq and is a predicted model, not a curated record. The transcript is spliced from 3 exons. Bases 1 to 2952 code for a protein of 983 amino acids. Lineage: Eukaryota; Metazoa; Arthropoda; Insecta; Diptera; Culicidae.
AUGGCCGAUCUACGUGCCCUUGUUAAGAGUGAGCAACGUGUGCUGAAUACUCUGGAAGGAUUGGAGACUUUCGCGCGGAGGUACAAUCCCACUCAGGACGAAGCACAACUUGCAGUGCGCCUAGAUUCCCUGGAGUCAAUCUGCAAGGAGUUCUACCGAAUUCGUGAACAAAUUGAGCUGCUAACGGACGAAACCGCUGAAGAUGAGGACGACAAAGAUGUACGAUUGCGCGAAAAGGCCAACCUGGCGGCACUUACCGAGUUCGAGGAGCGGUAUUUUCGUCUGAAGGCCAGUCUCACAUCGAAGCGAGCUCCCCUACCACCAAUCGCGACGACAUCCGGAAUCGGUCAACCUGGUGACCGGUCGGAAUCAUCUUUUUCAAAGGUGAAGCUACCAGAGAUUCGCCUUCCGUCGUUUGGUGGGAGGAUUAAGGAGUGGGUCCCGUUUCGGGACAGCUUUUGCAGCCUGAUCCAUGAGAACAAGCAGCUCAACGACAUGGACAGGUUCAGCUAUUUGAAGUCGGCCCUUUCUGGAGAAGCGUUGCAGGAGAUCGAGUCUGUGGAGCUUUCAGCUGCAAACUAUAGCGCCCACCUCGAUGCUCUUUUCGCCGUGGAAGGCAUGAAACGCGAGAGUUACGACGGCUUGAGCAACCUCAUCAGCGGGUUCGAGAAAAACCUCCAGAUGCUGCAGAAGAUUGGAGAAGAUACCGCUGCGUGGAGCACAAUUCUGGCGUACAUGGUGUAUUCCCGGCUGGAUCCUGCCACGCUACGGCAGUGGGAAACGCAUCACAAUUCUAAGGACGUGCCAACGUACCAGAACAUGCUCGCUUUUCUACGCAGCCAUUGUGCAGUGCUGCAAUCCAUCGCGCCCGCGAGUUCGAAGCCGAGCGGUUCCGAUUAUCGCACAUCGAAGCCAUCCGUGUGCCAUACCACCGUCAAACCGUCGAGGAAGUGCCCAUUCUGUGGAGAUUCGUGGCAUCCCGCUUUCGUCUGUGGAAAGUUCCAGCGGUUGCAGAUUGCGGAGUGGCUAGAAGUUGUUUUGAAGGCAAGGCUGUGCCGAAACUGUCUCAGCCUUGGCCAUUGGGCCCGAUACUGCGACAAGGGAACCUGUCGUCACUGCCAGCAGAAGCACCACACUCUUCUGCAUGGAGCACCAAUCCGAUCCUCCGUUCCACAAUCGCAGUCAAAUCCUCCGACACAAACCAGACAACAGCCACAAUCCUCGCAACCAAGACCGAACCCGAGACCACAGACAUCAAACGCUAGCAACACUACACCCAGCAACUCUCAACGACCGAGCACUCAGUCACCAGCCACCAACACAGCCACAUCCACCACUCAAACACACAUUGCACUCCCAGUUACUCCCACACACAACAUUCUGCUCUCCACCGCCCUUGUGAGGGUCCAAGAUCGUCACGGCAAUACUAUGCUAGCACGAGCCCUGCUGGAUUCGUGUUCCCAGCACUGCCUGAUGACGAAAGAGUUCUCCAGCAGAAUGCAUUUCCACGCGUCGCCAUCACUUCUCUCCGUUCAAGGGAUCGGUUCGUCAAUCAGCACGUCGACGAAACUCGUCAGCGCUGUAGUUCGGCCAAGGUUGGAGGACAUGUCGGCUUUCUCGCAAGAGAUGCAUUUCAACGUUCUCCCGCGGCUGACUGUUUCGCUACCGACAGCCAGUUGUAGCAUCAGCGGAUGGAACCUUCCCGAAGCAGCCUUCCUCGCCGAUCCGCGUUUCCACGAACCAGGACCGGUAGACAUCAUAAUCGGAGCAGAGUAUUACAUGGACCUGCUUCGAAGCGAGCGACACAAGGCGACUGAAGAUGGACCUACGCUACAGAAUACUGAGUUUGGCUGGAUCGUCUCCGGCAAGAUACCCGAUCACCCUGUCGGUGGAUCGCCAUCCUUGACUUUCGUCUGCUCCACGAACGAUCUUCAAGACCAGCUCACGAAGUUCUGGGACCUAGAAACCUGUCAAAGUCACAGUACGCAGUCACUGGAAGAGUCAGCUUGCGAGGCGUACUUCAACCGUACAACCGUACGAGACGAGGCUGGCAGAUUCAUUGUGACCCUGCCGAAGAAGGAGAGUGUAAUCAGUCGACUAGGUUAUUCCGAGACAACAGCGAUCAAGCGACUGAUGGGAAUGGAAAGACGAUUCGCAGCUAAUCCCGAGCUGAAAGCGAUGUACGCCGAGUUCAUUCGCGAAUACCUCGAGCUAGGGCACAUGAAGGAAGUGGAACAAGAUGCUGGAGAAGAAGUCAGGAGGUACUUUCUGCCGCACCACGCAGUUCUGAAACCGGACAGCACGACCACAAAACUGCGAGUGGUUUUUGAUGCUUCGUGCCAGACGUCGACCGGUGUUUCCUUGAACGAUGCGUUGAUGGUUGGUCCCGUCGUGCAGGACGACCUAUCCAGCAUCUGUCUACGGUUCCGAACACACCGCAUAGCCGUGAACGCCGACAUUGCCAAGAUGUACCGUAUGAUCCGAGUCCAGCCCCAAGAUUACCCGUUGCAGAGCAUCAAGUGGCGGAACGAUCCAAGUGAAACGCUUCGAACGUACGAGUUGACUACUGUCACGUACGGCACCUCGUCCGCUCCAUACCUGGCUACAAAAUGCCUACAGCGUCUCGCUGAAGACGGAAAGGCGUCUCACCCCGUAGCGUCUGAAGUCAUCGAGAAAGACUUCUACGUGGACGACAUGCUCACAGGAGUUGACACAGUUGACGAAGGUCGGCAGCUGGUGAAGGAAGUCAUCGAGCUGUCGGAUUCAGCGGGUUUCACGUUACGAAAAUGGAACUCCAACAGCGCGGAGCUUCUCGAAAUCGUCCCGGAGAACUUGCGAGAUGAACGUUCCAUCCUCGCACUAGAUUCCGCCGAAACAGCGAUAAAAACCCUCGGUUUAGCGUGGGAUCCAGCUACAGAUUCUCCGACGUUUCGCGCCUGUUCGAUCCGCUAG